AUGGAUGGUAGUAAUACUAAUGCUAGCAAUAGAAAAGUUGAAGCGAAGCGAGAGGGAGAGAGCAGCACAAAGAAGCUGAAGGUCACCAUGGGGGUGGAGACCCUUGACUGCCCCAUCUGCUAUGAGCCCCUCAGGCCUCCGAUAUUCCAGCUGGACAAGAAAUGUCCGGUGUGCUCUAUCAAAACUUCCUUCAAGCGCUGCUUUGGGAUGGAACAUGUCGUCCAAGAAGCCAAAGUUGCUUGCUCCAAUGACAAGUAUGGAUGUGCGGAGGUGGUCACCUACUACAAGAAAGAAGAACACAAGAAGGCGUGCCGGUAUGUCCCAUGCUUCUGCCCACAGUCUGGUUGUGGCUUCGCUGGAUCAACAAAGGUGCUCCUGGACCAUUUCAUUACCCAACACAAGUGUUCGUCAACAACUCUCCCAGACUCCCGCACGGUGUCUCUUCGCCUACAACCAGGCUUACAUGUUCUGCGAUGCACCGGCUACUUUUUCUUGCUCAGCAUGGCAUCAGAGCCUUUUGGACAUGCCAUCUCAGUCCUCUGCGUCCAACCUCCAAUAGUUAUGGAACCCAAGUUCAAAUGUAAUAUGGAAUACGACUGCUUAACCACCAGCUCUUGUGAAAGUACAAAUUGCCUCAUAAGAAGCUCUUCUCUCUCUGAUGGACUGCCCGCAGUGUACGAUUUAAUAAUUCCCAAGGGAAAGAUUUCUGAUGAUGGAAACGGUAUCAUGCUCAGAGCCACCAUUCUCAGCAGAUCCUGUCUUCAAGGGAAGGGCCUCAUGACUGCUGAUCUUCAAGGAACACCUUGUACUAAAAAUUCUAUUGCUGCUGCUGUUGCCACCUCUACUGCUGCUGCUGUUACCACCACUAUUGCUGCUUCUGUUGCCCCCGCUAUUGCUGCUGCUGCUGUUGCCACCUCUCCUGCUGCUUCUGUUGCCCCAGCUACUGCUGCUCCUGUUGCCCCUGCUAACGUUGCUGCUGCUGAUACGAUAUACAUGUCGAGUCUCAAGAUAUCAGACUUUCUGGAAAAUGCUGGGUUAGUGCUGCUGGAUGGUAUUUUGCUAGUUCAUUUCUGA
Messenger RNA from Triticum urartu, 1074 nucleotides. NCBI's taxonomy places the organism in Eukaryota, Viridiplantae, Streptophyta, Magnoliopsida, Poales, Poaceae. The record is from RefSeq and is a predicted model, not a curated record.